Molecule: messenger RNA, 1678 nt
Organism: Jaculus jaculus (lesser Egyptian jerboa)
Lineage: Eukaryota; Metazoa; Chordata; Mammalia; Rodentia; Dipodidae
Product: periphilin-1-like
Exons: 1
Coding region: 201-1367 (388 amino acids)
Biological process (GO): negative regulation of gene expression, epigenetic; negative regulation of DNA-templated transcription; protein localization to heterochromatin
Cellular component (GO): nucleoplasm
Source: RefSeq, a predicted model, not a curated record
UCGGAGCCUGCGUGCCAGCAGCCUGGAACCCAGAGCCUGCCCUGGAGCCUGCACAAUCAAUCCAGACUGAAGCCGAUGUCUUCUAGAGGGACGGAAAUGCAAUCCAUCAGGGGUACAGCUGAAUUUUGAGAGGCAUUAAUGUCUUGGCGUCCACCAAAGGACUGCUGGGACUAAUUCACUUGGCAAACUUGUGGCCAGCCAUGCUUCAAAUCCCCGUUGUCCUUGGCUAUCGCCCAAGAUUGGCUUACAGAAGAGAUGAAAUGUGGUCUGAGGGGCGUUAUGACUAUGAACGACUUCCAAGAGAAAGGGGACCUCCUCGGAAUCACCCCAGUGAUGGCUACCAUAGAGUAGUUAAUAUUGUGCCAAAGAAAUCACUUCUGCUAGAAAAGAAACCACCACUGCUAGAAAAGAGACCACCUCUGCUAGAAAAGAGACCACCUCUUCUAGACAGCCCUGAUGUAGGAAGCUACAGUAGAUAUUACAGUCAUGUUGAUUACCGAGACUAUGACGAGGGCCGCAGUUUUUCUCAUGAUCGAAGAAGUGGUCCACCUCACAGAGGAGAUGAAGCUGGUUAUAGAUGGACCAGAGAUGAUCAUUCCAUAAGCCGACAGCCUGACUACAGGGACAUGAGGGAUGGCUUUAGAAGAAGUUUCUAUUCUUCCCAUUGUUCAAGAGAGUGGUCUCCUCAUAAAAGAGAUGCUCCUUUUUUCAGAGACUCACCUGUAGGCCGGAAGGACUCCCCGCACAGCAGAUCUGGCUCCAGUGUCAGCAGUAGAAGCUAUUCUCCAGAAAGAAGCAAAACAUACACUUUCCAUCAAUCCCAGCAUAGAAGUAAGGAGAGACCCAUCCAGUCUUUGAAAACAUCAAGAGAUACUUCACCCUCAAGUUCUUCAGCAGUUUCUUCAUCAAAGGUGUUAGAUAAAUCAAGCAGGCUAACUGAGAAGGAACUUAGUGAGGCUGCAAGCAAAUGGGCUGCUGAAAAACUAGAAAAGUCAGAUGAAAAUAAUUUGCCUGAAAUUUCCGAGUUUGAGAUGGAAUCCACGGCACCCUUGUUUAUUGAUCAGACAGGAGAACCUGAGGUGAACACAGUGGAUGGCACAGAGUUGUUUGAAGACAGCCAGUUGACCAGUUGCUCUAAAGCAAUAGCAUCAAAAACCAAAGAGAUUGAACAGGUUUAUCGGCAAGAUUGUGAGACUUUUGGGAUGGUGGUGAAGAUGCUGAUUGAAAAAGAUCCUUCAUUAGAAAAAUCCAUACAGUUUGCACUGAGGCAGAAUUUACAUGAAAUAGGUGAGAGGUGUGUGGAAGAACUCAAACAUUUCAUUGCAGAAUAUGAUAUUUCUACUCAAGAUUUUGGAGAGCCUUUUUAGGAGAAUUAGUGUUGAUGACAAAAAGAAGUUUAUAGGUCCUUCCUCUGAUUGUGUGAAUCCUUAAUAUUUUGUGAUGAAGAAAAAUACUUUAUUAUAACUGGCCCUUUCUCAUAUCAAAUAAACAUCUAAAGUAGUCUGUUUAAAAUAUCUGAAUCAAAAAUGUUUUCUACAUGGACAGUCUGCUAAUAUAUAUUCAUGCCCCUCCCUCUAAAAUAUGAUGGUCAUUUAAAGCUUGAAAAAGCAGUUCUGGGAGCAGUUUUCUAUACUUAACACAUGUUCUUUAGUCUUCCACAAUAUGGUCAUUUGGUUAC